AUGAGUUGGGUUGACGAUAUCCUGAGUUUGAGCAUCUCAUUGCGGUCCUGGCUGUUUGGGCCUGGACAUGAGAGUGGGGUGGAUCGGUUUGAAGGUUGGGUUUUGGUUUUAAAAACGAUGAAGAUGCUAGGGAAGGAGACAUGGAAACAGAUUUCGUGA
This is a messenger RNA of Morchella sextelata, 159 nucleotides long. RefSeq lists its product as uncharacterized. Lineage: Eukaryota; Fungi; Ascomycota; Pezizomycetes; Pezizales; Morchellaceae. The transcript has a single exon. The record is from RefSeq and is a predicted model, not a curated record. The coding region runs from base 1 to 159 and encodes 52 amino acids.